Messenger RNA from Meloidogyne enterolobii, 330 nucleotides. Lineage: Eukaryota; Metazoa; Nematoda; Chromadorea; Rhabditida; Meloidogynidae. The record is from the annotation of a GenBank genome assembly.
UUAAAACCUCAAAAAAUCUUAAACCUCCUCCUUACAAAUACAAAAACUCCUAUUCAAACACACUUUAAAAAUAUACCCACAGGUUAUAUGCCAUCAUACCCGACAACUAAUUUGGCAGCAUCUUCCUCCACUGUGUCAGACUUUGCCUUUCCCGCAACAAUGACAUAUCCAGCUUGUUUAAAUAUGGAACAACAAACUCCAAAAUUAACAGCUUCAUCACUGUAUUCAUAUGAUACUUCUUGUGUUGCUGCGCUCUAUGGGGCACCGUUUAUAAAUGAUUCUUAUUCUAUUAAUCAAGGCGGUAAUCAACAACAACAAUAUUUUAAUUAA